This is a messenger RNA of Naegleria fowleri, 1761 nucleotides long. RefSeq lists its product as uncharacterized. Bases 1 to 1761 code for a protein of 586 amino acids. Gene Ontology annotation, biological process: regulation of RNA splicing. Gene Ontology annotation, cellular component: nucleus. The record is from RefSeq and is a predicted model, not a curated record. Lineage: Eukaryota; Heterolobosea; Eutetramitea; Acrasida; Naegleriidae. Gene Ontology annotation, molecular function: mRNA binding. The transcript is spliced from 3 exons.
AUGAACGAAAACGACCCUAAUGCCUUUAAUGCCUUUGACGAACAAGAAGUGACUUCGGAAACCGAUGGAAGAAAGAGAGACUUAUCGGAUCGAAAUGAUUCUCCACUAUUUGAUGAUGACGAUGAUGAAGCAAGACCAUCGGAACCUAAAAAGAGAGUCAUCGGAGAUUCCUCCUUUUUGCAUGGAAGUAGAACUUUAAUAUUGAUUCUUGGUUCCUCUAUUGGAGAUUCAAGCAAAUCAGUACCAACUGUAAGGUUUUUGGCUUCCAAGAUGCCAUUUCCAGAAUCUGUUUUGAAGUACUUCUUUCUGAAAGAUCAUGUUGUUGUGGAGUUUGUAGAUUCACACUAUGCUCUCAAAUUUCUCUACAUGUAUUACGACACUGGUAUUCAAUGUGAGGACGGUUCCGUUAUUACAGUCGAGUUUGCAAAAAAUCAAGAUGAGGGUAUUGACGUAGUUAUGCCUUCGUCAAGACAACAACAACCUUCAGAGAGCGGAAAAGUAUUAUUUUGUCUUGUCUACAAUGCGUUCCCACUUGAAAACUUUGAAAAAUAUGGUAAAGUAGUUAAGCUAAUUGAACUUCCUGAACUGGAUCGAGUAAAGAGGGUAAUCAUGGAAUUCAAGACAGAGGUCGACUUUAACAAUACAUUUGAAAAGCUAAAAAAUCAUCAGUCUCUCAAACUAUACAAAUCAAAAAUACCCUAUCUAGAAGAUACUUAUGACCAAACGGAAAGCAUCCAUUAUGUAGCAACAUCCAGCUCAACUUAUACUAUGGUUGAAAGUGUUCCAAGUCAUAGUAAGCCAGGCACCUGUGUCAUUCAAGUUACAGGAUUUACCUCUCACAAAGUCAACUGUGACACCAUAUUUAUUCUAUUUGGAGUGUAUGGUGAUGUCCUAAAAACUAAGGUUAAUUUCAAUACACCAACUCCAUGUGCAUAUGUUGAAUUCAAGAACGAAGACGGAGCUGAGAGAGCAAUUCGUUUUUUAGGAAAGAACGGCACUCCUUGCCCUCUUUACAAUGAUAUUAUUCAGAUUUCUUAUGCUCCAUUUUCAGUUCUUGAAGAACCCACAACUCUUGAAGAAGGCGAAGAAUUUAAAGCCUAUCUUGGAUCUCCUCUUCAUAGGUUCACAAAAGGAAGCGCCACUGGAAGAAUCAAAAACAUUGAUCAUGUCUAUCCGCCUAACAGAGUUUUGUGUAUCAGCAAUAUUAAUUAUAAUAGCCAGAGUAGCACGAUCGAGUCAGAGUUUAUGAAAUACAAUCUCAGAAUAGAGAAUAUCAAAUUCUUUGGACAUAAGCAAAAGCUGGGAACUAAAAUGGCUCUAGUCUCAUUCCCAACCUUAAAUGAUGCCGUUACAGCACUUGUGGAAUGUCACGAUAUCAAAAUUGAUGACUAUCAUAUUAAUAUUAAUUUUGCUGAUAAUAAUGCUAAUAAUAACAACUUCAUGAUGAUGAAUAGACUUCCUUACAACGUCAUUAACCGUAACAUGGGAAUGCCACACCAACGUCAUUAUUCACCAAUGGGUACCUAUACUCCAUUUGCUGCCUCAGGUCAUGCCUUGGCGUUCCCUCCAACAGCUGGUAGCCCACAAUUCCAAAAUUUUGUUUAUAGCCCAAGAGGAAGAGGUGGAAAUGCAUACAGAGGAAAUAUCAUGGUAAAUAGAGGAAGAGGAAGAGGAAACUAUACCAACUAUAAUAAUGACAAUAAUUAUCAAAAAGAGAAUACCACUGAUGACAAUAAUGCUGAUAAUACUAAAUAUCAAUAA